This is a messenger RNA of Chinchilla lanigera (long-tailed chinchilla), 3840 nucleotides long. It is a transcript of the gene Mllt1, whose product is annotated as myeloid/lymphoid or mixed-lineage leukemia; translocated to, 1. The record is from RefSeq and is a predicted model, not a curated record. Gene Ontology annotation, biological process: regulation of DNA-templated transcription. Gene Ontology annotation, cellular component: super elongation complex. NCBI's taxonomy places the organism in Eukaryota, Metazoa, Chordata, Mammalia, Rodentia, Chinchillidae.
UGCACCGUGCAGGUCAAGUUAGAGCUGGGACACCGGGCCCAGCUGCGCAAGAAGCCCACCACGGAGGGCUUCACCCACGACUGGAUGGUGUUUGUCCGAGGCCCCGAGCAGUGUGAGAUCCAGCACUUCGUGGAGAAGGUGAUCUUCCGGCUGCACGACAGCUUCCCCAAGCCCAAGCGUGUGUGCAAGGAGCCCCCCUACAAAGUGGAGGAGUCGGGUUACGCUGGCUUCAUCAUGCCCAUUGAGGUGUACUUCAAAAACAAGGAGGAGCCGAGGAAGGUUUGCUUCACCUAUGACCUGUUCCUGAACCUAGAGGGCAACCCGCCCGUGAACCACUUGCGUUGUGAGAAGCUCACCUUUAACAACCCCACCACGGAGUUCCGCUACAAGCUGCUCAUGGCUGGCGGGGUCAUGGUAAUGCCCGAAGGAGCAGAAACGGUGUCCAGGCCCAGUCCCGACUACCCCAUGUUACCCACAAUUCCACUCUCUGCCUUCUCUGACCCCAAGAAGACCAAACCAUCCCACGGCUCCAAGGACGCCAAUAAGGAGAGCAGCAAGGCCUCUAAGCCGCACAAGGUGACCAAGGAGCACCGUGAGCGGCCCCGCAAGGACUCGGAGAGCAAGAGCUCCUCCAAGGAGCUGGAGCGUGAGCAGGCCAAGAGCUCCAAGGACGCCGUGCGCAAGCUGGGAGAGGGCCGGCUGCCCAAGGAGGAGAAGGCCCCGCCCCCCAAGGCUGCGUUCAAGGAGCCCAAGAUGGCCCUGAAGGAGACCAAGCUGGAGGGCAUGUCCCCCAAGGGGGCGCCCCAGCCCUCGGCCCUGCCCAAGGCUUCCAGCAAGCGGCCAGCCCCCGCGGACUCGCCAAAGCCCAGCGCCAAAAAGCAGAAGAAGAGCAGCUCGAAGGGGUCCCGGAGCGCUCCCAGCACCUCACCCCGCACCUCGUCUUCCUCCUUCCCGGACAAGAAGCCGGCCAAGGACAAAAGUGGCCCUCGCAUGGAGAAGGUGAAGGCCGAGAGCGAAUCCAGGGAGGCCCGCAAGGCCCUGGAGGUAGAAGGCUCCAACUCAGAGGAUGAGGCCUCCUUCAAAUCCGAGUCCGCACAGUCAAGCCCAUCCAACUCGAGCUCCAGCUCUGACUCCAGCUCCGACUCAGAUUUUGAGCCUUCCCAGAACCACAGCCAAGGGCCCCUGCGCUCCAUGGUGGAGGACCUGCAGUCCGAGGAGUCGGAUGAGGACGACUCUUCAUCGGGUGAGGAGGCCACUGUCAAGGUGAACCCAGGCCGGGAUUCCAGGUUGAGCUUCAGCGACAGCGAGAGCGACAACAGCGGUGACUCCUGCCUGCCUGGCCGCGAGCCCCCACCUCCGCAGAAGCCGCCCCCACCCAACAGCAAGGCAUCGGGCCGGAGGAGCCCUGAGCCCUGCAGCAAGCCUGAAAAGAUCCUCAAGAAGGGAGCCUACGACAAGGCCUACACAGACGAGCUGGUGGAGCUGCACCGGCGGCUGAUGGCGCUGAGGGAGCGCAACGUGCUGCAGCAGAUCGUGAACCUCAUUGAGGAGACCGGCCACUUCAACGUCACCAACACCACCUUCGACUUCGACCUCUUCUCCCUGGACGAGAGCACCGUGCGCAAGCUGCAGAGCUACCUAGAGGCCGUGGCCACAUGACCCUGGGUGGGAGCUGGGCCCUGCCCCCCGCCGGGGUCCUGGGAGGCCACGCAGGCCCCACCUGCCUCCCUUCUCUCCACGCACCGCCUACAGCACUGCCUUAGCGACCGCCCCGCCCGGCCCUCACAGCCAGCUGCACUUUCCUGGGUGGCUCCCGAGUGCCCUGGGCCGUCUGGUGGGCACCCGGGCACAGUCACCCGGGCACAGCCACCCGGGCGCCCCUUGGAGGGCGGUUUGUGCAGAAGGCAGAGCUGGGCCUGGUUCCCAGAAGAGAAAGUAGCUCACGCAGAACGGGCGUGGCUGAGGGCCCCCAGCUCCGCCUUGCAACUGCGGGCCUCUGAGCAGCCGGCCGUCCUGUGCGCGGCGCCCCCAAACGGUUCAGAAGGUGCCGGGGCUGCAGGCCCUCGGAGGCCCGUGAGGUCUGCGGCCGGCCAGGCCGGCCCGUCUGUACAGCUGUCUGUGUAUUAUAUAUAUGUGCGCUGCGUGUGUUCCGGAGCGGGUCCCGUGUGCGUUUCUGUGCCGAGCUGCACGUGGGGGGUGGGGGGUGGGGGGGCUUGUAGGUUAAGAUGUCUGUGGGGGUCUUGUCUCGGGCUGGCCCUCUCCAGGGCGCAAAGGGAGCCUCCCCCUGGUUCCAAGGAUGCCAGGCUCCCAGGCCAGUGAACACUACAGCCGCUCCGGGGUGGCCUGUCCUCAGGGCCAGGGCCACACGUGUCAGCGCCUCGGGGCUCCUCCUCCAUAGGACCCUCUUCCUUCACAGUCAUCGAUCAAGUCUUCGAACUUUGAACAAAUGAGCUUUUGCCAAAUAAGACGGGACAGUUUGUGUUGGGAGGCGCAUGUGGGCCGCCUCCUCUCCAGCCGCGGCCUUCGCUUCCGCCAGGCCCAGCCUGGGACAUUCUCCUGUCUGCCUGAGGUUCUCCAAGGGCCACGCCACUCAGCCUCACUGGGCCAGCAGCCCUGGUGCAGCGCGCCCGCCCCCGGUGGUCCCGGCCCCGGCCCUGUGCCUCCGGAACCCGUCCUGACUUCAGUCAUUGCCAGUGUUGGUGCCCUGACCAAGGUGUGGCUGGGGGCAGUGGGGCCCCGGACGGCCCCGUGCCCUCUUCCCUCUCACUAGGUGCCCCUCUUUCCCGUUACGGGCUCAGAGGGAGGCCCUGGCCUCUUCCCUGAGUUCCCUGCUCCUGUCCCUGCCCUGAGUCCACCGGAACACUCCCCGGGGGACCCCUGCCUACAAGGCGUCGCCCACACCAGCAUUGCUGGGGGCCCCCCACAUUCUCGGGGAGAAGCCCGACAACUCCGCAGGGAGCUCCUGCAGCCCCUCUGGCCUCUGUGGCCACUCUGACUGCCCUCAGGCCCCGCUGCCACGUCCUCUUCCCAGGCAGGCCAGCAAUACUCACGGCGGGUCCUUGUCACCGCCCCUCCGGGAACUCUCCAAGACAUGGGACAGAAGGACCUGGCCCCCUGCUGUGGGGCCACAUGCAGAAGCCUCAGCUCCAGGCAGUGGCCUUCCUCUUGCCUGAGGAUCCUGAGAGCCCCACGGCGACCCGGGCUGGGCGCUUUGCCACCUUUGUGGUGGCAUCUGGCCCUUCCCGCAGUAUCCGGGACCUUCAGGAGCACCAACCCACUUCUCAGUUACCUCCUCUGGCCGGAAGGCCUCACCGCUGUCCUCCAGAGCCGCUCUGGGACCCGCCGUCUCCGUGACAGCCGAAGGAGACGGCUGCCCUGGUGAAGGGUGCACCAGGGCCCUGGCUGCAGCCUUCCCAGCGGCCCCACCCCACCCCCCCCGCCGGCGGUCAUGGACAGCUGGGCCCGCGCGGGCUCUGGGGACAUCUCCAUAGGAAGGGGCCGGCGCCUUGUGAUUGCCACAUGUCCUGUGUUAUGCCGCCUGUCCCCAGUGUAAACCCCGUGUUUCCUCUCCUGAAUGAAUUGUAAACUGACGCCAGAACACAAAAGGUAUCGAAUACCUUCCUUCCCCACAAGGGUUUUUAACCAAGAAUGUGUCUCGCUAGGAACUGGACACUUAACCGGCCCAAGACCGACUCCUGGAUCAAAGGACAAAGGAGACGUGUGUUUGUGAUGAGUUGCAGGAUUGUUUCUGUCCUGGAUUUUAAACUUUUUGUUAAAAUUGUGAAAUUAUGGAGGAGUUUUAUAGAAAAAAAGUGAAAUAAAGUCAGAAUGGAAAGCAGA